AAAUAGGCAAAACGAAGAAGCGGCAUGAGUUCGCAGUUAAAUUGGCCAAGAUGUUGGUAAAGAUGGAUUCUUCAUCGAGGCGUGAGCACUGCAACUUAGAAGGGCAAAACACCAUUAUUCGUUUUUCAGGAGACAAAAAAAAAGGGGAGGCGUCGUCCCAAACCGGCGGUGCUGACAUUGCGGCCACCAUCGAGGAACGACCGGAUACUCCAUUGAUUAUUGCCGCCAGCACAGGGAUCAAGGAGAUUGUGAAUGAGAUUAUCGAAGUGUAUCCUCAAGCACUGGAGCAUGUUACCAGGAAUGGACAGAACAUUCUGCACGUUGCCAUUCUACACCGUAACGAUAUCUUUGAACGCAUCAAGGCGGGGAAGGAAGAAGUGAGGAAAGUGGUGAAGCAGAGGCUGGUUUUAGGGAUCGACAAUGACGGUGACACCAUUUUGCAUAAAGCCGCCUGUGCUAAAUACUACCAUGGAGGAACUACAUCGACGGCGGCUCUGGAACUGCAAGAGGAGCUGAGAUGGUUCAGAAAGGUGGAAAAAAUGGUUCCUCCUCAUUACACAAUCCACCUCAACAACGAGAAUCAUACGGCGGAGCAACUGUUUAAAGAGGAGCACAAAGAACAACUGAAAGAGGCCCAAAAAUGGGUUAAGAACACUUCUCAGUCAUGCUCCACCGUGGCAGUCCUAGUCGCCACGGUUGUCUUCGCUGCCGCCUUCACCGCCCCAGGUGGUCUCAGAGAUAACGGGAAUCCAGUCUUUGGGGACAAGCCUCUGUACUCUUUUUUCACUGUGAUGGACGUGGCCGGACUGGCGAGCUCAUUAACGUCGGUGGUGCUCUUCCUUUCCGUUCUCACAUCAUCGCUUGAUCUGAGAGAUUUUCAUAGUACCAUACCCCGGAAACUAACGUUUGGCUUCACCUGCCUGUUCUUCGCCAUUGCAACCACCGUUCUUUCCUUCACGGCCACCAUUGUCCUCACCGUUCAUUUGAAGAAAGCAUGGACUACGACUCUGACCUACGCUGCUGCAUUCCUACCAGUCAGCGCCUAUGCGAUUGUACAAUUUGGUUUGUAUAUCGCAUACCUCAAGAGUGCUUUCAUCAGCAUAUUUGAGUUGGUCAAAAGCUUCCUCGACGGAUAUGAUGAUGAAUAUUUUUUUAUCUGAAAAUUAUCUUUAUGAUUAAAACUCCACACAUAUUCGUUUUAGAAGUACUAUUGGUGAAUAAUGUACUAUUUGAUUAUAUUGUGUGUAUGUGUAUGUUUGUUUUUAAAUUAAGUCCUAUGUAACGUUUGAGAUUGUUGAAGAAGUUGGCAAGAAAGAGGGACACGAGUGGAAAUAACUUUUUGUAUUCUAA
Messenger RNA from Rubroshorea leprosula, 1350 nucleotides. The record is from the annotation of a GenBank genome assembly. NCBI's taxonomy places the organism in Eukaryota, Viridiplantae, Streptophyta, Magnoliopsida, Malvales, Dipterocarpaceae.